Molecule: messenger RNA, 438 nt
Organism: Caenorhabditis angaria
Lineage: Eukaryota; Metazoa; Nematoda; Chromadorea; Rhabditida; Rhabditidae
Source: the annotation of a GenBank genome assembly
AUGUCAAAACUUUUCUUGAUUCUUCUAAUUUUCCUUGCUCAAAAAUCUGUGGCUCAAUCGGAUGAUCCUCAAAAUUUGGCCAAUUCUUUAGCCCACAAACUCUAUCAAGCAACUGCUGAAAAGAAUCACAAAAUGCUCAAGGAUAUCAUCAAUUUUCCGCUGGAAACCUAUGUUUCCGAAAAAUGUGCCCGAGAAUGGAAAAAUGCUCCAAAUUCGACGAUUAGUUUUGACAAAUGGAUAGAACUGGUUGAGAAAAUUCCGGACAAUGAGAAUCCCAAAUUCACUCAUGAAACUAUUCAAGGUGCCACGUGGCAAAUCGAAAACUCUGAACAGAUUUUGAGAUAUGAAAGUGUGGUUUAUGGGAUGGUUUCGGAAUUUCAGGCGAAGAUUUUUGAUGGAAAUUGGAAAAUUUUUAGAGAUACGGUUGUUGAGUGCUGA